This is a messenger RNA of Exophiala viscosa, 1602 nucleotides long. RefSeq lists its product as uncharacterized. The coding region runs from base 189 to 1421 and encodes 410 amino acids. The transcript has a single exon. Gene Ontology annotation, molecular function: electron-transferring-flavoprotein dehydrogenase activity; flavin adenine dinucleotide binding. Gene Ontology annotation, cellular component: cytoplasm. NCBI's taxonomy places the organism in Eukaryota, Fungi, Ascomycota, Eurotiomycetes, Chaetothyriales, Herpotrichiellaceae. The record is from RefSeq and is a predicted model, not a curated record.
GAGCGGUUGUCCUCGAGGUAAGAGCGGGGGCUCACGAGAUAAUAAAUAGUAUAUAUAAGGCGUUAUGCUAUGUAAGCAUUUCCACAGAUAUCCGCUCAACUGUUCGGUUUCCACACUCACCAAUGUCUCUGCGCUCCCUUUCUGACCUUCCCGUCUGAGUCUUGACAUUCUCACUCUAUACCGUCGCCAUGGCCUCCGACAUCAAAAACAUCGUGAUCCUCGGAGGUUCGUACGCCGGCGUGUCGACCGCCCAUUACCUCCUCAAGCAUGUUCUUCCCAAGCUGCCCAACAAGAAAGCAUACAAGGUCAUUUUAGUGAGCACAUCUGAUCAGGCAAUGUGUCGGCCUGCCUGCCCGCGCGCCAUGAUAUCGGACGAUAUGUUGCCCCAAGAGAAGCUCUUUGUCAGUAUCCCAAAGGCUUUUAAGCAGUAUUCUCAAGGCACGUUUCAUUUCAUCAAGGGUACGGCGACAGAGCUGGACCAUACGACUCGCAGUGUCUCCUUGAGCCUUCCCGACGGGGCGACAGAGGGGAUCAUCUUUCAUGCACUGGUCAUCGCCACUGGAGCAUCCACACCAUCUCCCCUGCUCGGUCUGAACCGCGAUGUCGAGUACCUCCGCAGCAGUUGGACCGCAUUCCGGCAAGCAUUGCCAUCAGCGAAGAAGAUUGUCAUUGUUGGAGGCGGCCCUGCUGGUAUAGAGACGGCGGGUGAACUUGGCGAAUAUCUCAACGGUCGCGCUGGCUGGUUCCGGUCGGAAAUGGUGCGCCCCAAAGUUGACAUCACCGUCGUGACUGCCGGUACCAGGAUACUUCCCAUCUUACGAUCAUCCCUUGCGGAGCAAGCCGAGAUCUACCUCGCCAAAGUCGGCGUGACAGUAUUGAAGAAUGCGCGAGUCACGGCUGUCGAACCACAAGACGCAGGCACAGAACAGGUGGGUAGCAAGGCGACGAUUACUCUUCAGAACGGCGAGAAGUUGGAUGCCGACCUUUACAUACCUGCGACGGGAACCAGGCCAAACACAUACUUUGUCAACAAGACGCUGUUAAUGUCCGACGGUCGUGUCGAUACCAAUCCUUCAACAUUGCGUGUUGACAGAGCUGGGCCACGGAUCUACGUCGUUGGUGAUGCUGCGUCAUAUGCAAGACCAGGCGUUCACCUCAUUCUUAGCGCUAUACCUGUUCUUUGCACGAACAUCGAGCGCGAUCUGCUGGUGACGGAAAGCAAGCCAGGCGGUGAGGACAGAUCGUACAAGGAGGACAAGCGAGAGACGCAGAUGGUACCCAUUGGUAAAAGCAAAGGUGUUGGUGCGGCCAUGGGAUAUAAAAUGCCCAGCUUUUUGGUCUGGCUUAUCAAAGGCCGUGACUAUUGGUUGUGGACAACGGGCAACCUCUGGAGUGGAAAGCAAUGGGCCAAGCCAUCCUAGAAAGGAGCAGACUGAUGUUGUUCAUCAACAGUUGCCUUAAGAAGUUCGAAACGGAGAUAAAUAUGAUGGACAAAGACAUACUGGCACAAAUGGCCUGAUUGCGGAAACACUGUUAAAGCCCAAUGCCUGGAAAGGAGGCCUUAGGAGGCUUAAAUGCCAGAUGCCGGAUUGCCAUGCCUAA